Salvelinus fontinalis (brook trout) is the source of this 1038-nucleotide messenger RNA. It is a transcript of the gene apoda.2, whose product is annotated as apolipoprotein Da, duplicate 2. The transcript has 5 exons. Gene Ontology annotation, biological process: brain development; lipid transport; tissue regeneration. The coding region runs from base 235 to 873 and encodes 212 amino acids. Lineage: Eukaryota; Metazoa; Chordata; Actinopteri; Salmoniformes; Salmonidae. The record is from RefSeq and is a predicted model, not a curated record. Gene Ontology annotation, molecular function: lipid binding.
GCAGGACUGUUAGAGACACAGAGAUGAGAAACAAACACAUGAAGGCAUGACGCACAGGAUCACAUUACGUUUAUUCCACAGAUUAUAACGUGAUUGCAGUCGUGAUGACUUCUUCAAACUGCAGAAAAUGUCGUUAUCCCUCUCAAAUGAUGUCAAGAUCAACAAAGUGGGAUGAGAUGGCCUUCGAUUCCUAUUUUAUAUUAUUCUGUUUAUAUGGGCUAACAGGUCCAACUCAUGACAUCUCCUGACUUUCAAAAAACAACCCCUACCAUUGAACUCUGUGGACCCAAGAUGCAGGCUCUACAGGUUCUCUCUCUGACUCUGCUGUCUAUUCUGGCCGCUAACGCCCAAACCUUACGCCCUGGAAAAUGCCCCCAACCUCCCGUCCAAGCUAACUUCGACGCCGCCAGGUAUCUGGGCAAGUGGUACGAGAUCAAGAAGCUCCCUGUCGUCUUCCAGAAGGGCGAGUGUACCACAGCUACCUACUCCCUGGAGAGCCCCGGAGUCGUUGGAGUGCUCAACAGGGAGCUGCUUGCUGAUAACACUGUCAGUGCUAUCACUGGCUAUGCUAAGGCCAGUGACCCCUCUGAGCCCGCCAAGCUGGAAGUCACCUUCUUCGAGGACUCUCCCCCCGGCAACUAUUGGGUUCUGUCCACUGACUACGAGGGCCACUCCUUGGUGUACGGCUGCACUGACAUCCUGGGCACCUUCCAUGCUGACUUUGCCUGGAUCCUGAGCAGAGAGUCCACCCUGUCCGAGGAGAAACUGGAGGAGCUGUACCACGUGUUCACCUCCAAUGGCAUCGACAUCGACGUGAUGACCGUCACCAACCAGAGCCAAGAGCUGUGCGCCAACAUGCCUCUGUGGGCCUAAGAGACCUGAUUCAGUCUACAACCAACGGAUGAUUUGGAUUCAUAACAUGGCAUGCACAUAGACUGCUGUACAACGUCCGAUGGUUGAUACCUGCAUGGUCGUUUUGCGAUUGGUCUGUAAAUGUUAUCUUAUGAGGAAAUGCAAUAAAAUUAUACUAGAAACAUU